This is a messenger RNA of Suricata suricatta (meerkat), 2061 nucleotides long. It is a transcript of the gene YAE1, whose product is annotated as YAE1 maturation factor of ABCE1. The coding region runs from base 40 to 720 and encodes 226 amino acids. Lineage: Eukaryota; Metazoa; Chordata; Mammalia; Carnivora; Herpestidae. The transcript is spliced from 3 exons. The record is from RefSeq and is a predicted model, not a curated record.
GGCGCUUCCGGCGGCAGCGGGCCUGUGGUUGCCUCGGUGAUGUCGUGGGUUCAGAGGGCUACCUUGGUCCAGGGUUCUGGAGAGGAGGGGGACGUGUUUGACGAGGAAGCGGACGAGUCGCUCCUGGUGCAGCGGGAAUGGCGGAGCCACAUGCUGAGACGAGUCAAAGAAGGUUACAGAGAUGGGAUGGAUGCCGGCAAAGCAGUUACUCUCCAGCAAGGCUUCAAUCAAGGUUAUAAGGAAGGUGCAGACGUCAUUAUAAACUACGGACAGCUCAGAGGAACAUUGAGUGCUUUGCUCUCCUGGUGUCGCCUUCAUGAUAAUGGUUCGGCUCUGAUCAAUAAAAUAAAUAAUCUUCUGGAUGCAGUUGGCCAGUGUGAAGAGUAUGUGCUCAGACAUCUGAAAUCAAUCACGUCUCAGCCCCAUGUUGUAGAUUUAUUGGACUCCCUUCAGGAUAUGGACCUUUCUCACGUAGCUCCAGCUGAGAAAAAGAUGGAUGAAGCUAAAGAUGAAAGACUCUGUGAAAAUAAUGCUGAACUUCACAAAAACUGUAGCAAGAGCCUUAGUGAGGCAGAUUGUUCAUCUUUAGAAUGUUGUAGAAUACGGGAGCAUGCGCGUUCUGAAAACCCAAGCCUCACUUGGAUUUUAGAACAGACAGCCGGUUUAGUCAAACAGCUGGGAGUAUCGCUUGACGUAUUACAACACCUCAAACAGCUAUAAAAGUUCUCUUCACUUUUCUAAUGAAAGUAAUGGUGAGAACAUUUCUUCAAACAUUUUGUUUCUUAACAAACUAAACAAAAUUUGUACUGGUUUCUACAUUGAACACAUCACUGGUAGGUUAUCCUUCAUGGAUUAAAUAUCUUCAAAAUUAACACUAUUAAAUGUAAUAAGAGCUUUUUUUCUUUGUCACUGGUAAUUUUUAUAUAGUUUAAGGUACACUCAGAAACUCUAGUUGCCACAAGUUUCUGAUCAAAAUCAGGCAUUUUCAGACUCAUUAGCUAAAGUGAAGAAUAAUCAAAUGCAUUUUGUAAGGGCCUAACCUUGCUUUCUGCUCAUCACUAUCAGACAACUAGUCAGACCAAAGUUACCAUUAAAUAACAUUGUAAAUAGACACACAUAGGUGUAUAGAAAAAAAAAAAAAUAUAUAUAUACAUAAAUUAAGAGGCUAUCAGUGUAAGGAACUGUUUAUACUGUGUAAGAAUUUAUACUGUCUUACACUGUAUGCAGUGUAAGAAUGUUUAUACUGAUGAUUAAAAACAAAAUACUAAAAUUGGUUUUAGUUUUGUGUUAAAGGCAAGGACAUCAAUCCUGUGGAAAAAACGAAAUACAUUUCAUGCUCAAGUACCUACUUAGUUUUCCCACGUAUAAAGGAGUUAGUAAUAUUGUUCAGCAAUGUGCCAGAUUAUUUCUAAACUGCGGUUUGUCUCACAUAUUCACAUAAUAGUAAAACACUGAAUCCAUGGACUUCUGUAUUACCUCGUAGCAAUAUUCUUUGUCUGGAAUAGACAGAAUUAGACUCAAACUUUUGCUCCAGGACCUAUGCAUAUAAAAUCAGGAGAGGAAUUUUCAGCACUUUCUUGCCUCAAACACAAAGUUGUGUGAGGUGCCUACCUUCAGAGGCACCCAAAUAAUUGCCCUUUGUCAAUGGCCAUAAUUGCUUUUACACCAGUAUUUAUGUCUACUAUCUACUCUAAAAGACAUAGUAAGAGAAUUUGAUGUCUUUCAAGAGAUUAAUAAAAUAUUCUGACCUUAUAACCUCCUUAGAGUACAUAGAACAUGAAAAAAAGCAACAAAUUUGAAGUCAGAAGACCAUAUACUGUGGUGCCUGGCUGGCUCAGUUAGAGGAGCAUGUGAUUCUUGAUCUAGGGGUUGUGAGUUCAAGUCCCACACUGGGUAUAGAGAUUACUUAAAAUCUUAAAAAAAAUAGUAAUAUAUAUUUUUUAAAAAGACAUACUGUUUCAGGAUUUCUAAAACAUGCUGAAGAUAAUCAAAUGCCAUUUGACAUCUCCUUUUAAAAAAAUGCUUACAUUUCUCUAGAUUAAACAUUAUUUCAGAGAUUUA